This is a messenger RNA of Nilaparvata lugens (brown planthopper), 1048 nucleotides long. Its product is annotated as sister chromatid cohesion protein PDS5 homolog B-like. NCBI's taxonomy places the organism in Eukaryota, Metazoa, Arthropoda, Insecta, Hemiptera, Delphacidae. The coding region runs from base 65 to 727 and encodes 220 amino acids. The transcript is spliced from 5 exons. The record is from RefSeq and is a predicted model, not a curated record.
UGUUAUUACAAUAACUCAAUUUUCUAUUUUUGUUGCAGCUGGUACACAACCCUAUCAAACAAAAAUGAUUCAACAAUUGCCGAACAUCAUGCCAGAUAUGAUGAUUGUGUUUGCUAUGCCGGUGUUGACUCACUGCCCAGUGUUCACUGACCACACAGACAAAGACCAAUUGGCCCAAAUGCAGACUUGUCUAACUCACAUUUUAGAGCCUCUGAUUGCGCAGAAAGAUACCUUCUGCUUUGGUUACUACAAGGAGCUCAUUGAACAAAUGAAGAAUCAUUACUUGCCCACAGCUAAUGAUGACAAUAACAUCAAUGUGAGAUUGUGGACCCUUUGCGAUCUGGCCAUGACGGUUCUUGUAUCAAAAACAAUAAAUUUCGAAAUGCGUAACUUCCCCACCGAACCAAGAAUACCGGCCAUGUAUUUCAAGAGAAUGGAUGACUCCAUCGACAGCAAAAAGAACUAUCUGCCGCCUGAUAUGCAGGUUCCGAAGAAACUUUCACCAAGCACAGUGUUGGAAGAUCAGCAAGCUCAAACAGCCAACACUCGUCAGAAGCGACGACUGAAAGGCCAGACUAACAACCAGACUGCAUUUCCCGAAAUCGAUGUUGAGCCGGCUGCUGCUUCUGAGACAAGAAUCCAAUUACCAGGAAUGGAAGAAGAUUCCGAUGAAGAUCGUGAACCUAGUUCGAAAAGAUCAAGGAAUUCUACAAAGGAUAAUAAUUGAUGUCUUUGAAAUCCGUAAUUUCAAUACUGCAGUAGAAGAGGUAGCAACUGAGUGAAAUGAAAUGGUUAAAGUUGAUGGAGAGGGAAUACAUUUAUCUCAUACAAAUAUCACUUCAUCGUCCGUCAAUGUUAUUUUACUUACUCUAUUUAUUUGGAGCACAACAAACUCAUCGGAAAUUAAAAAUUGUUUUUUGAUGAAGGAUCAGCCAAAGAAACAAACAGUAGCUGCUCUUUAAUGUUAACAGUUGAACUGUAUGUCGAACCUGAAUUAGAAGAGCCACCACAACCACUUCUAACUGAAGCUGAUGCAGCUCAGUCAAUU